UUGUGUUGGGUGGUGAUGCGGUUUCGUUGACUGAUGUUCCAUAGCCGUUAGUCGGCUCGUGCUAAAACUCAGUAUAUUGAGGAAACGUGUGUGGUGAUAUUUGAAAUGCCGUUGGAAAUGUUGGCGUUUAUGUCUGAAACCUCAGACUGCAAUCUUCCCUCUAACUUUAAUCUUUUCCUUUAAAACAAAAGGUAGACGAUUAUUCGGCGUCGAUGGGAAAUGAGUGUUCAUUUUUUUUCUAAUAUUGAGUUUUGUGUUAAUUUGUCAAGAGGAAAGAUGAUUGUGGUCUGAGAGCUUUCCAUAGGAAUUCGAGUCUGCUGCGGGAAGAAGGCGGUUUUCCGAAAGUGAUGUAGGCGCUGUAAUUAAAAUCAAAAUUUUGUGCUGAAAAUGAACUUGGUGACGUAUUGGUCGCUUUGCAAAUGAUCAAGAUCUAAGCACCUCGAUUUACUAUGGAUACUUCGAGAUUGGAUUUCACUUCCAUUUAGGAUGCUGAAAGUGGGAAUACGGCUCCUGGCAACAACGGUGGAUUUUACAGUUUAAGAUAAACCUUUGAUUUUUUUUGGUUUUUUUGAAAAUGGAGACCGAUUUUACAACGCUCCUUGAGCAGUUUAUGUCUGAUCCUUUGGUAACUUGGGUGAAGACUUUCGGGGCGUUAGCUCCAGCAAAUGGAGGAGCACUUUUGGAAUACAUGGAGUUGGUUGAUGGCAUCUUCCUCAGUAACAUCAUGGUUCAAAUUAAUCCUAAAUCAGAAAAUCAAAGGCUGAACAAGGAAAUAAACAAUGAUUUGUCUCUCCGAAUUCAGAAUUUAUCCAGUUUGGUGCAUCAUAUUAAAUUGUAUUAUCAGGAGACUUUACAGCAGUUAAUUAUGAUGUCUCUACCAAAUGUCCUUGUCCUGGGGCGAACCCCCCUCACAGAACAAGGCAUUGAAGAGAUGAAAAAACUACUUCUGCUUCUGCUAGGCUGUGCUGUUCAGUGUGAACGAAAGGAAGAAUUUAUUGAGAGGAUAAAAAAUCUUGAUUUUGAUACAAAGGCUGCUGUUGCAACUCAUAUUCAAGAGGUGACUCACAAUCAAGAAAAUGUUUUUGAUAUGCAGCAGUGGAUGGAAUUAGCUGAUCUCUCCCGUGAAGACCUUAAUGUCUUUUUCAAAAAAAUGGCAAUUAAUCUGAAAAGACUUGUGGAUGAAAGAGAUGAGCAAUGUGAGAUCAUGUUACAUCUUGCACAAGAACGUGACAGCAAUCAGUCUCCAGUCCACGGAAUAACUCAGUCACCUACUGGAUCCCCAGGCAUGCAGCGUACUGAGACCCGACAGCAUUUGUCUGUUGAACUGGCAGACACAAAAGCGAAACUCAGACGGAUCAGGCAAGAAAUGGAGGAGAAAACUGAGCAAUUGUUGGAUUUUAAACAGGAGGUGGAACAGAUGGAAGUUGAACUAAAAAGACUUCAACAAGAGAACCUGCAACUUCUGUCAGAUGCUCGUUCUGCUAGGGCAUAUCGUGAUGAGCUUGAUUCGUUACGUGAAAAAGCAAUUAAAGUUGAAAAGCUUGAAAGUGAAGUUAUACGGUAUAAAGAUCGGCUACAUGACGUGGAAUUUUACAGAGCAAGAACAGAGGAGUUAAAAGAAGAUAACAAAAUCUUGUUAGAGACAAAAAUAAUGUUGGAAGACCAACUUGAGGGAGCCCGAGCACGUUGUGACAAAUUGCAUGAAUUCGAGAAAGAGAAUCUACAGUUGAUGGCUAAAUUACAUGAUAUGGAGAUGGUACAUGACACAGAUAGAAAGCGUAUUGAAGAGUUAAUGGAAGAAAACCUCAGUCUUGAAAUGGCUCAGAAACAGAGCAUGGAUGAAUCAUUACACUUGGGUUGGGAACUAGAACAGUUAUCCAAGACCACUGAAGUAUCUGAGGGGGCACACAAAUCCCUGAGCCAGGAAGUGAAUGAAUUGACCUCAAGUCGUUUGCUUAAGAUGGAGAAAGAAAACCAAUCACUGCUCAAAACUGUAGAUGAACUUCGCAGUGUCAUGGAUUCCGCAGAUGGCAGUAACUUUAAGAUCCUGGAGCUAGAAAAGGAAAACCAGAGACUUAAAAAAAAGAUGGAGAGACUCCAGGGAGAGAUCAGCAAUGAAAAACAAAGUAUGCAAAAUGUUGAAAUACUCAGCAAUGAUCUUAUAAAAGAGAAGACCCAGCUUGAAAAAGCCAUUGAAACCAUUCGAGAAAAUACAGAGGGACAAAUCAAAGUAUUGGAGCAGGAAAAUGAACAUUUGAAUCAGACCAUUGCGUCCCUGAGGCAACGUGCACAAAUCAGUGCAGAAGCUAAAGUGAAAGAUAUUGAGAAAGAAAACAAUAUUCUACAUGAAUCUAUUAGGGAAACAAGUGGCAAACUGAACAAAUUGGAGUUGGAGAAGAAACAAAUCCAAAAGGAGUUAGAAUACUAUAAAGAGAAAGGAGAAAGGGCAAAGGAACUUGAGACUCUUCUGAGCCACUUCAAAAGAGAAAAUGAACAGUUGCAAAAGAAGGUUACUACUCUAAUAAUUACAUGUGAAAAAGUCGAAGUCCUGGAACAGGAGAACUCUGAUCUAGAAGUGGAAAACAGAAAGCUGAAAAAGACUUUGGAUAGCUUGAAAAACCUUACAAUGCAGUUAGAUAUAUUAGAGAAAGAAAACAACCAACUUGAUGAAGAAAAUUUACAAUUGAGGAGGACAGUGGAGAGUUUGAAGUCUAAUAGUGUCAAGUUGGCACAAUUAGAACUAGAGAACAAAGAACUGGAAAAUGAAAAAGAACAACUAAACAAGAGCCUGGAUCUCUUGAAGGCUUGUAACAAAAAAACUGAACGUUUGGAAGUAAGUUAUCAAGGACUUGAUUUAGAAAAUCAUAGGCUCCAGAAGACUCUAGAAAAUAGCAGCAAAAAAAUUAAUCAGCUGGAAAAUGAAUUACAGGACUUAGAAACAGAAAACCAGAGCUUGCAAAGAAAUCUGGAAGAACUAAAAAUUUCCAGCAAACGGUUGCUACAAUUAGAGAAGGAGCACAAGCUGCUGGAGCAAGAGACUGUCCAACUGGAGAAAGACAAGAAGCAGCUUGAAAAGGAAAAUAGGAGACUGCGCCAACAGACUGAGAUCAAGGACUCAACACUGGAUGAAAACAACAUGACAAUUUCUAAUCUUGAAAAAGAAAACAAAUUACUUGUGAAAGAAAUCAACAAAUUCAAAGAUCUUCAUGGACGACUGAAAGAUUUAGAAAAAGACAAUAAAGAGCUAGUUAAACAGGCAACUAUUGAUAAGAAGACUCUAGUGACAUUAAGAGAGGAGCUUGUAAAUGAAAAAUUAAAUACUCAACAAAUGAGUAAUGACUUGGAGAAAUUGACUCAUGAACUGGAAAAAAUUGGGUUGAACAAGGAGCGCCUUCUUCAUGAUGAGCAAAGCACAGAUGAUAGCAGGUAUAAACUUUUGGAGUCCAAGUUAGAAAGCACUCUAAAAAAGUCUCUUGAAAUAAAAGAAGAGAAAAUUGCCAGUCUUGAAGCACGAUUAGAAGAAUCAACAAAUUUGAACCAGCAACUACGGCAGGAAUUAAAGACGGUGAGAAAAAACUAUGAAGCUCUCAAGCAGAGACAAGAGGAGGAAAAAAAUGUGCAGUGUCUGCAAGGUAGACCUGGUGAAGAAAAACAGACUACAAGAAAAUGGGAGCGAGAGAACCAAGAAGUAACUCGCGAACUGUUGAAGGUUAAAGAUAGACUAAUUGAGGUCGAAAGGAAUAAUGCGACUCUUCAAGCUGAGAAACAAGCCUUGAAAACUCAGCUGAAACAGCUAGAAGCCCAAAAUAACAACUUGCAAGCUCAAAUUCUUGCACUUCAGCGACAGACAACAUCUUUACAGGAGCACAAUACCACCUUGCAAACACAGAAUGCCAAGCUCCAGGUGGAACAUUCUACUCUUAGUUCUCAAAGUGCAUCCUUGAUGACUCAGAACUCUCAGCUUCAGAAUCAGCAGUUGUCAUUGGAGAAUGAAAAUGAAUCAUUGAUAAAGGAAAAAGAGGAGUUGAAAUUACAGUAUGAUUCACUCAUCAAGGAUCACGAGAAACUAGCUAAAUUACAUGAGCAUCAGGCCACAGAAUAUGAGUCCCUCAUCAACAAACAUGGAAGUUUGAAAUUUGCUCAUAAAAAUUUAGAAGUUGAUCAUAAAGAACUUGAGGACAGAUAUAAUGAGUUGUUGAAGCAAAAAACCCAGUUGGAGGAGUUGGAGACAAUUUUGAAAAAAGAACAAGAGAAAAUGCACCAUGAGGUAGAGAAACAUGAGACCAUGAUGCACAAGUACCAGAAGCUUCAAAAUGAAAAUGAAAGGUUGAACCAAAUACACAACCACUUGUUAAAGGAGAAUGAAGGAUUGCAGUUGGACCACAAGAAUCUUAAAAGCUUACUGAAUGCUGCAAAACUAGACCAUACUCGUUUGGAAGCUGAAUUUGCAAACCUGAAGGAACGUUACCAACAGUUGGAUAUCAAUUCCACUAAAUUAAACAACCAAUGUGAGCUACUGAGCCAAUUAAAAGGGAAUCUUGAGGAAGAAAAUCGACAUUUGCUCGACCAAAUCCAGACAUUAAUGCUGCACAACAAGUCAUUGUUAGAACAGAGCAUGGAGAGUAAGGAUCUGUUCCAUGUGGAACAAAGACAGUACAUUGAUAAAUUGAAUGAACUUCGACGACAGAAGGAGAAACUUGAAGAGAAGAUCAUGGAUCAGUAUAAAUUUUACGAACCAUCACCACCUCGAAGAGAUCCACUCCUUUCUUCCAGACGAGGGAACUGGAUUGCAAUAAAGAUGAAGAAAUUAAUAAAACACAAGAAGGAGGGAAACCGAGAACGUGUCAAAUCUCUCUCAAGCACUCCAACCAGAUCAGAGUCAAGUGAUGGAUUUCUUCAGUUGCCUCAUCAAGAUAGUCAAGACAGCUCUUCUGUGGGUUCUAACUCUCUUGAAGAUGGUCAGACAAUGAAAAAGAGCAGCAUGGCUGCACUGAAAAGGCUGCCCUUUAUGAGGAACAGACCGAAGGACAAAGACAAAAUGAAGGCCCUCUACCGUCGCUCCAUGUCCAUGAAUGAUCUGCUCCAGUCUAUGAUCUCAGCAGGCGCACAAUGGUCAGGUAGUUCUGAAAAUUUGGAGGAACCUAAUGAAGUGACUACUGGACAAAGGAGGACAGACUUGGGAUCCAUGGCAUUUUCCACAACAGCUAUCAAUCUAGCUGCAAAUUCUUCUGGCUUCAGAGCCAAACAAAGACUUAAGCCUAAAGGUGUAGCUUCAAACGAAGAUUUGCCAGCUCCUGGACCUAACUUCGACAAUUGUAGCACUGGAUCAAGAAGUCGAGUGCUAUGUUCCAACGUGUCCAAUUGGACUGCCUCGAAAAUUCUUGGCUUUCUGAUCUCUUCCAGACCAGCCAGCCUUGAUAGUAGCAGGACAUCCAGUAGCAAUAACAAUAAUAAUGCUUCAGCUCACGAUGUAAAAGGUGCAGUUAAUGGCAGCCGCAGUAGAUCCCAAAGUCACAGCAGUGGAGAAUAUGGUCCAAUUUAUGAUGAUCAAGUAUUGUUGAGCAGCAGCCUUCAAUAUAAUCAUCAUAUACAAAACUUGGAAAAAGACAACUCAUCCUUCCAGCAUGAAGAACCUAGAAGUGAUGGAACCCAAGCUCAUUCUCAGCAAAGAAAUAAAGCCACAUCACCUGGAAGUGAAGUAGUUACCUUGCAACAGUUUCUGGAUGAAAGCAACGUAAACCAAUCCCCAGAGGUCCAUUCUGAAAGCCAAGACAAUAUUUUCGAUGAUGUUUUCACAAAAAUCACAGAUUUUCCUGAACUGGUUGGAACCGAGAAAUUGAAUCAAGAAGUUAUCAAUAAUGGUGCUACUGUAAAAUCAUCUGGAGGAAGAGAGAUUGCAGAUUCUUUUAUUGGCAAAUUACAAAAGUCUGAACAAUACAUGUGGCCAUGUAUUCGGAAAUCAGACCGUAUCUCUGUUACAAGCAGUGCAAUAGAGCCAACCAUUGUAAACCAAGGAAAGACUGUGUCAGUCAGUGAACUGCCAAUUAUGCCACAACGACCAGCUCAAACAGACUGCUGCAGUUCUCCUAUUCUACCCCGUGCAAGUCAUGUGAUCUCUACAGCAGAGGGGUCGAAUCGAAGAACAAGCAUUCAUGAAUUCAUGUCGCGAGAUAAUAGAGCACCUGUAUCAAUAGAUCCUUCUCCAGGCAAGGUGGUAACGAGCGCUCGGACUUUACCCAAUGUGGGAUCUGUGCAGGAACUCAGAAGUGCACAAGGCAAAACUGAGGAGCAACAGAGCUCCUAGAUGUAAAUGUUCUUCAUCUUGUGAUUGGGGUACGGUGAAAGAAAAGUGUCCUUCAAACUGUCAAUUUGAAACCUAUAGUGCAGAAGCACCAAGACUGUCUCCAUAAAGAAAUAUUACUAAAGCAUUAAAUGAUGAGAACUAUUCAGUGACCUCUCUUCAGUAAGCAGAAUGAGACAUUUACUGUUCCUUGAAUCAAGGAGCACAGUUGGACUCCAGUGUUGUUAUGAAAUACUUCCAGAGUAAUGAUUUUUGGGUAGUUCCAUAGUUUUUCACCAGAGUUCAUUUAAAUUCUACAAGAAAAUUGAAUACAAUUUAGAUGCUAUGAACAGUUUUAUAUACUGUUUGUUCAGCUGACUUUUAAGAACAAGACACACCAUAUUUCAGUUUGUUUUAAUUUUUCAUUAAAGCUUUUAAACAAACUCUGUGGUGCUUUUAUUAUUUGCAAGACUGCAGACACAAGCAGUAGUGUUGUGGAGCUACACUGCAUCCUACAUAAAAUCACAUAGCUUAUGGUAUCUUGCACUAACUACCUUUGGGUUUUUACAUACUGCAUGAUGUAUGCCAAUAGCAAUGUGAUGUUAUGUUAAGAUUUAUAAUACCGUAACGCUUAUUUUUGGCAUGUAAUCUAAGACUGAAGUAUAUAAUGUAAAUGGAUCUUCACCAUAGAAUUGCAACAUUGUAUGUCUGUCAUUCUUGAUAUCUAUGUGCAAAUUGGAUUUUGUAACAGCCUCUUUAACUUAACUAUAAGAGCACAAAGUGUGCAAUAUUUUUUGACUGCUGGCAAAGAUUCUGUCAUGUUGAAUUUCUGACAAAAACAACUGACACACUGCAUUGUCAUUUACACUGUUAAUUUUAGGAAGAAUGAAUUUUUCAGUUCCAUAGUUGUUUGAAAUAGAUUUGUUGUUUGUUUUAUAAUCCUAAAGCAUUAGUAAAAAAUUUUUUAACUCCCAUUUAAUUUUGUACACAUUACUGUCUGGAAAAUAACCAUGUACAAAUUGAAUAUAUACGUACUGACUGAGUAGAAAGCUACAGCAGAAAUACAUUCUCAAGAAUAGUUGCAACCAACAUUUGUUGAAGUCAUGUUUAGAUUUUGUUUGAAAAAGCAAAUAAUCUCAUGUUUUUGGCAGAUUGUAACUUUUGUUCGUUAGCAUACAGGAGUUUUUCUUUUAUAUCCUGCAAUCAGCUGACAUUCAGAAGUAUUUUGCGUAUCUGUGCAGAGUCUAAAUGCGCUGAUUUAGUUGUAAGCCCUUAGUGUUUAGUAUUUUAACAAGUUAUUUUUGUACAAAAUGUUCCCUUAUAAGAGACCAUAAAUUGUUUAUCUUGUGCAAGAUUUGAAUUUAAAAGUAUUUAAGAUUGUUAUUUUCAGAAUUUUGUUUACAUUAUUCAAUCAUAAAUAACCGUUUAUAGAUACUGUAUUGAAAAGCUGGUGUCUAUGUCAUAGAUUUUUUUUAAAAGAACAUCACAGCAUGCUAAUGUAGUGAAUCAGAAGGUACUGAGACAGUGCCUUUGCUUUUUGAUAUCCUAAUUAGAUUUUCAUCUUGAGUGUCUAAAGUAACUCAUACUAUUGGUUUAUUUAUGUACAGCUUAAUAAAACAGGUGUUAACUGCUGUUUCCUUACUGUUCUAAAA
Messenger RNA from Stegostoma tigrinum, 7932 nucleotides. RefSeq names its product girdin-like. The transcript has 34 exons. The record is from RefSeq and is a predicted model, not a curated record. Gene Ontology annotation, biological process: cytoplasmic microtubule organization; cytoskeleton-dependent intracellular transport. Gene Ontology annotation, molecular function: microtubule binding; dynein light intermediate chain binding. The coding region runs from base 575 to 6304 and encodes 1909 amino acids. Gene Ontology annotation, cellular component: centrosome; cytoplasm. Lineage: Eukaryota; Metazoa; Chordata; Chondrichthyes; Orectolobiformes; Stegostomatidae.